Cuscuta europaea is the source of this 1276-nucleotide messenger RNA. The record is from the annotation of a GenBank genome assembly. NCBI's taxonomy places the organism in Eukaryota, Viridiplantae, Streptophyta, Magnoliopsida, Solanales, Convolvulaceae.
AUCUAGAUUGUUCUCUGCAAGAGCUUAGCGUCUGUUGAAGUGAUAUUUUGUUCAGUUUCUCUCCAGAUCUCAUCUCUACUUCGAAGAUAAGACAUGGCUUCCUCAAACUUCCUUGUUUACGCGCUGGUCGCUUUGGCAGUGGUUGGAUCUGCUUUAGGUCAGUCUCCGGCAGCCUCUCCGACGUCUGCGCCGAAGAAAGCUUCCACUCCAGUUGUAUCUCCGGCCGCCACUCCGACGUCUUCGUCUGCGACGCCUCCUACCGCAUCUACUCCUACUCAGUCCCCUCCAGUCACCGCGUCACCACAGUCCUCUCCGCCGUCCCCUGCCAUCGCUUCUGCUCCCACCACGGGCCUGGGUCCAAGCGGUGUAACUCCUUCAACGAUCGCAUCUCCUAGCGGUUCACCUGCUCUCGCGCCGGGUGCUAACAGCGCUCCCGCUUUGAACAGAGUCGCACUUGCCGGAUCUGCAGCGGCAGCUUUCCUCGCCGCCUCACUGCUGUUCUAAACUCCCAGAUCUGCGGGAUGACGGAGCCUCCUGUCACGUUCGCUGGAUCUGACGAUUUAGGCUUUUUUCACUUAGCUACAUGUUUUUGUUUUUUGUUUCACUUGCGUUUAUUGCUCCGGCUUUGAGCGGUGGCGGUGUUUAUCGGUGGCGAUUGAGGGGAGAGUGGGUACAUUGACUGACCUCGAUUCGUUGUUGACUUAUUGUUGUUCAUUGUUACUAUUUGUGAUGAUAUCUACUACUGCUAUAUUAUUUGUAUUACCAUACUGUUAUGAAAAUUUCAUUAUAUUCUUACUCUCGAGUCUCGAUUUCCCGAUCCCUUGUUUUGAUCCAAAGCAUUAAACUCAAACUGACGGAAUUUAAAGUCAUUGUAUCUAAACGAAGAAAAGGAAUUUUGGGGGAAUUUGUUGGUAUAAACCCUAUUCUGCUCCGAAUACUCAGGCAUGAACAUCUGUGAGUUUGGAAGAUAAGGUAGCGGGGGUGGGGGGUCACAUGGGGGGUACGCUUUACAGCUAGCGGUAGGUAAGGAUAUUGUUUGUCACCCACGGCCAUGUGCUUCGGGGGCAAGAAGCGGAAUAGAUGGACUGGAGAUAGCGGCUUUGACUGGAAGAGAUUCUUAAAGUCGUGAGUUUGGAAAAUUCUUCACCCCGUCAUGGAAAGUUUAUCCUUUGUGCCAUUAAUUUCGGGAGUAAUAAUAAUACUCCGUUAAAAAUAAUGAAUCUGUAUGCAAAUUACGGAGCCUGAAUUACAAAAUUUAUGGACGAUGAUCAGAUCU